UGUUUCCUGAACUAGCUUGUGCAGAGUGUCUGGGGACAGCACAGGAGACAGCUUUUAUUCCUGAACGCAAUACGUCAAAGCAGCCAGUCAUUUCAGCCUGAAUAGAAGAACAAAGGCUGCCUUACAGAGAGAGAAAGAAAGAAAGAGCUGGAUAAUGCCUUUUAAUAUGGCCACCAUAGCUGUGGGAGAAAAGAACUGCAAAGGACAGCUAAUAGAGUUCUGUUUAAAAAAUAACAAGCCAAGCCCUAAGUUUGAAAUAUCUGAUCAAACAGGACCACCACAUAACCCUGUUUUUGUUUGCAGCGUUUUUAUCGAUAAUACACUGGUUGCAAAAGUGGAAGACAAAAAUAAGAAGUCAGCAGAGAACACAGCAGCCAAACUGGCUUUGCAAGCUCUUGGAAUGCAAGACAAUCCAGUUCAACUAGAUUAUGUUGCACUACUACAUGAAUUCUCUCAGGGGACAACAAUUUCAAUGUUUCAACGUUUCAACUUCGUGUCAAUGUCUCGUGAAGGACCUGAUCACACUCCUGAGUUUACCAUGAGGGUGGAAAUGAAAGGUAAAAUCUUUCCAACAUCAAGUGCGAAAAGAAAUAAAAAACAGGCCAAAAAAGAGGCAGCCUAUCUUGCUCUACAAGAGAUCAGAAAAGAGUUCCCACAUGAGAUUCCGGAGUUGCCAGAUGUUUUCAUAGAUGAGUCUGGUUCUCAAAAUUCUUCUCUGUCUGAAAGUGCUGGGGGUGAAUUCAGUGGUAAUAGAAGUUUUUCUGAAAAUGGAUUCUCUGAUUCAGGAUCUGCAACUUCUGAGUGCCAGUAUCGGCAGGACCCUGUGGCAUUACUCAAUCUUUUCUGUCAGAAAAAUAAAUGGCUACCUGAAUUUGAGGAUAGUGGGCGGAGUGGACCAUCUCAUAAUCUGCAGAUGUCAUGCAAAGUAAAGAUUGGAACAAGAUACUUUCCAGAAAGUAGUAUGAGAAAAACAAAGAAACAGGCAAAAAAAGAGGCUGCAUUUCUUGCACUGAAAGAGCUCAAAGGAGAGUUUCCUCAGGAUAUUCCGGACUUGACAGAAGUUUUCACAGAUGAAGCAGAGACAAGACAUUCUUCGGUCUCAAGUCAUAUGAACAGUGACCAUAUUAAGCCAUCAUCAGAAAGCGGACUGCAUAGCAGUACAACCUCUAAUUCUGAGUGCCAGUAUUGGCAGGACCCUGUGGCAUUACUCAAUCUUUUCUGUCAGAAAAAGAAAUUGCUACCUGAAUUUGAGGAUAGUGGGCGGAGUGGACCAUCUCAUAAUCUGCAGAUGUCAUGCAAAGUAAAGAUUGGAACAAGAUACUUUCCAGAAAGUAGUAUGAGAAAAACAAAGAAACAGGCAAAAAAAGAGGCUGCACUUCUUGCACUGAAAGAACUCAAAGGAGAGUUUCCUCAGGAUAUUCCGGACUUGACAAAAGUAUUUAUAGAUGAAUCAGAGACAAGACAUUCUUCGGCCUCAAGUCAUAUGAACAGUGACCCUUUUAAGCCAUCAUCAGAAAGCGGACUGCAUAGAAGUACUACCUCUAAUUCUGAGCUUACACCACAGUCUUCAGGCCUGACACCUUCAAAUCUUCAGAGGAAAAACUUAAAUAUUGGGCUAAACCAACCAACUACAGACUCAGGGGGAGGAUCUUUACUAUCUCCCAGUGCAAGAAGCAGUAGCAAUGAUUUAAGCAGAGCACAAAGGGUAGGUGGAGAGUUGGCAGGUCCCACUUUGGGUAGUCCACUGGCACAGUUUGACAACAUUGAUAAGCUUGAUAAGGGAGCAUUUGGUCAAGUGGUAAAAGCCAGGAAAAUACUUGAUGACAAGUUCUAUGCUGUAAAAAUAGUGCAGGUGCGCGACAAUAAAGUUCUACAAGAAGUAACCACCUUAGCUCGCCUUGAACAUCCAAACAUUGUCCGCUAUUACAAUGCCUGGUUGGGCGUGGAUGACUUUUGUGACGGCAGUGAAAGCAGUUAUAGUAGUUCAAGCGACUUCAGUAGAACUGGGACUUGCCUUUAUAUUCAAAUGGAACUGUGUGAAGGAGGGAGCUUAAAAAGGUGGAUCAGAAAAAGGAAUUCGCAAAAUAACAUUAACAAGUCAGAGAGUCUUGACAUAUUUCGGCAGAUUAUUGAAGGAGUAAGUUACAUCCAUUCCCAAAAACUUAUCCACAGAGACUUGAAGCCUGGAAAUAUAUUAUUUACUAAGAACAUGAUAGUGAAAAUAGGAGAUUUUGGCCUAGUGACUCGAAUGACUGGUGAGGAAGAGAAAAAAGCACUUGAGCGGACUCGUGGAACUGGUACUCGGAGCUAUAUGGCUCCAGAACAGAAAGAUAACAAGUAUGAAAAUGAAGUAGACAUAUACCCAUUAGGACUAAUAUUAUUUGAACUUUUAUGGAUAUUUCACUCUGAUCAUGAGAAAGCAAAACACUGGCCCGAUGUUCGUCAAGGUAUAUAUCCUAGUGGAUUUGAAGAGCAACACCCCUUGGAGAAACCUUACAUCAGCAAAAUGUUGUCACAUGACCAUAAGGAACGACCAUUGGCUGAAGAUUUAGCCAGAUCUUUUCAAAAAAGAAAAAUACUUAAUUCUCAAACCCACUAAGCAUGUUAUAACAUUUAUUUUAUUAUUCCCGGAGAGGUGGAGGACAAAAGCCUUUAAAAUCCUACAGAUCCAUUUGAAAUCCAUUUAAAAAUAAAAAUUUAUAUAAAAUGGAUAUCUGAAAAGGUUACUCAAAUAGAUGUGAACAGGUACUAAAGCUCAGCUUCUCCUCCACUGCAUUCCCAAUCUGUACAGACAAGAAGAUAAAUGCUUGUUUUAAACCCAUGUAAGGCUGGGUCCACACUACGUUUUGUCCCAUACGGGAGCGCAUACGGCAGGAGGGAGCUAAAACCUCGCGCUCCCGUAUGUUACCGUAUGCGCUCCCGUAUGUCAUUCAUUUCAAUGAGCCGACCGGAGUGAAACGUACGGUCCGGUCGGCUCAUUUUUGCGCCGUAUGCGCUUUUACAACCGGACCUAAAACCGUGGUUUAAGAAUGUUAUGGGUGGAGAGGAAGGGAGGUUAAAGGGAGUUUAACCUUUUCUAUUUGUAAUAAUGUAUAUAGAUUGUGUAAGUCUUAUAAAAAUGUGUUAAUGUAAUACAAACUUUCUGAGCACUAAAUAAAACAAUCACUGAAAAUGGGACAAAAAUUAAUCAAAAAUCUCAGAGAAAAGCCAUAUUUACUGGUUUCUGAUACAAGGACACCCAUUCCCACUAUGAUGCAGAUCAGACACAAUGCUAUAAUGGGGGAGGGCGCAGAGGUCUCACGCGCUUACUAUUCAUGAGGGGGUAGCUGCUUAGUAUUAUAGUUGCACUCAGAUAAGGCUACAAACACACUACAUUUUUGCCCCCGUUAAUCGUAUCUAUCAGCAUUCUGUGGUCUGAUCCUUGCGGUCGUGCUAUAGAAGUACAUUAGGUAUAUUAACCUCAUAAUGACCAGUGAAUAUUUAGCCAGUCUCUCUCAUACAUAAGUAUGUAAGUGAACUGUAUGCAGUGUAGCAGCUGUAAGCUAUUUGGCUGUAUAUUCACUGUGUGUGAGGAGAACUGAGCAUGCCUGACCGCAAGAGGAAAUUGCCUACAGGACGUAUCCCAUGGCAACAUGCAAAAAACAAGAGAGCAUCCAGCCUAUAUUGGUAGGGCUACCUUUCAAAAACAAUUGAUUUCUGAUAAUAAUUUGUUAUUGAAAAUAUGUUUAAUUUCACAUAAUGCAUCACUUUAGAUAUAUUUAUGGUAAACGCCCUUGUACAUGUGCAAUUAAAUUUAACAAUCCCACCACAGUAAAGUUACAACCAAUACAUACAGCAGAACCCGUGCUGGUGCGGCACGAGUGCCACAUGUCAUGUAGUGUUGUUAUGCAUGCAAAAGAAUGAUUAUUAUACCUGGAUUACUGUAUCCUGCAUGAUACUUUUAACAAUACCAACUUCAGCAAUAUUAAUAUUAUCAUAUGUGAUCACAGUCACAAUACAAUCGUAUUAUCAUAUGUAAACACGAUCACAAUGUAUCAUUAUGUACUUUGGAGGAUGUCCCUUUAUGCUGGUACAUGGUAUUUAUAGUGGAAGAGCCAUUAUUUUCUUAUGUUUAACCCCUUAAAGGGGUACUCCGGUGGAAAACCUUUUAUUUUUUAAAUCGACUGGUGCAAGAUAGUUAAAAAGAUUUGUAAAUUACUUCUAUAAAAAAAAAAAAAUCUUAAUCCUUUCAGUACUUAUUAUCUGCUGAAUACUACAGAGGAAAUUCUUUUCUUUUUGGAACACAGAGCUCUCUGCUGACAUCACGAGCACAGUGCUCUCUGCUGACAUCUAUGUCCAUUUUAAGAACUGUCCAGAGUAAGAGAAAAUCCCCAUAGCAAACAUAUGAUGCUCUGGACAGUUCCUAAAAUGGCUGUGCUCGUGAUGUCAGCAGAGAGCACUGUGUUCCAAAAAGAAAAUAAUUUCUUCUGUAGUAUUCAGAAGCUAAUAAGUACUGGAAGGAUUAAAAAAAAUUAAUAGAAGUAGUUUACAAACUACUGGUCACGUGGAUAAUUGCUUAUCUUGUAACAGAUAUAAAAAGGCAGCGUUAGUAGCAACAUGUACCUUGAUUAAGGGCUUGUAACAGCCCGAAACGCGUCGGUCUGUGCGUUUUUUAACUCACUAUGCACAGGUGUUUUUUGUUCAUUGUCCUAUUUCUUCAAUUUUAAUGGAAUUAUAAUAAAACUAUAUUUUUACUCCAAGAGGAGCUGCGUUUCCCCCACCCCCUAUGUUCCUUCUAUAAAGUUUACAAAUCUGUUUAACUUUCUGGCACCAGUUGAUUUAAAAAAAAAAAUAAAAAUAGGUUUUCCACCGGAGUACCCCUUUAAGGACCAGGCCCUUUUUGGCCUUAAGGACCAGGGCCAUUUUAUUUUUGAGAGGAAAAAUAUGAAUUGGGUUACUGCACACUAAUAUAAAUACGUUGCGUCUAGACCGAGGUACUGAGUUGCGCUAUACCCAAAAGUGCCAAAAAAUAAGUAAUAACCAAAACAGAGGGAAUUCAGGCCUCAAGGUGUAAACUUAUUACUUAUUAAAAUGUAACCUUCCAAUUAUGGAAAUGAAGAGAAAUAUGAUGUAACUGGUUUAAAUAAAAUAUGUGAUUUAUUAAAUAAAUGUGGUGUCCCAGUACCGUACCUUGUACCGUACCUUGUGUGCUAAGUCUCA
Messenger RNA from Hyla sarda, 5199 nucleotides. RefSeq names its product interferon-induced, double-stranded RNA-activated protein kinase-like. The coding region runs from base 155 to 2599 and encodes 814 amino acids. The record is from RefSeq and is a predicted model, not a curated record. NCBI's taxonomy places the organism in Eukaryota, Metazoa, Chordata, Amphibia, Anura, Hylidae. Gene Ontology annotation, biological process: protein phosphorylation. The transcript is spliced from 27 exons. Gene Ontology annotation, molecular function: protein kinase activity; ATP binding.